This is a messenger RNA of Ilyonectria robusta, 817 nucleotides long. RefSeq lists its product as uncharacterized. The transcript is spliced from 3 exons. Lineage: Eukaryota; Fungi; Ascomycota; Sordariomycetes; Hypocreales; Nectriaceae. Bases 233 to 496 code for a protein of 87 amino acids. The record is from RefSeq and is a predicted model, not a curated record.
GGAAUGAGGACCUCGUUAAUUGGUGCUCGGAUCAGGUAUGGCGGGGAACGCGGUCCAGGAAUUGGGAGACGCGUUCCAGUAGGGAAGGACGCGCCACUGCAGACGGUAAAGUGCAGCCUGUGGGGCUCGACGUUCGGGACUCGACACGCCUGGAGCCGCCGGAACAAUCCACUAUUUUCACUAGCCACGAUCUCCGAUCCACUGCGAUGUCAAUUCCGAACUCCAGGUUCCAAUGAGCCAUAGGCGAAUCACGUCCAGUCCAUUGCCGACUUCUUCACCAACUAUCUCUCUUCUUCCCUACAAUACAGAUUCAGCCGCCAUGUCCGCCUUCGAGAGGGCAUUGCCUCUUGCUUUGACCGUCUUCUGUGGCGUUAUCGGAGGAUACUACACAUUCCAGCCUGUCUUCGCACCUGAUGCACUCAGAAAAGAUACCCCUUCCCAAAGCGCCGAGACAAAACCAGAGCCACCGAAAAAUCCUGCACCAGCAUCGAAGUAAGCCAGAAUCAUCACCCUUUGGAGGAAUACGUGGGGAAUUCGUACAUUUAUUGCGUAUCAAUCAAGGAGUUUUCAUGUUUUAUUAUCACAAUUCACUCCGUUGAGUCUUUGAGAGUAUUAGAGUCAUUGGUUCAAGGUACAAUAAUGCCAGUACAUGUAUUACAUAGAGAGGAACAGACAUAUCAGCCAUCUUCAAGUUAUGGGAGAUAACCUGAUGGGUUAAAAAUUAUGACUAUCUAACUUAUAUCUUAUGUCAUCUCAUUUCAGGGGUCGUUAGUUUUAGACGCAUUUGUUCAUCAAAGCCAGAAGCAACGUAUGUACG